Molecule: messenger RNA, 1770 nt
Organism: Ramularia collo-cygni
Lineage: Eukaryota; Fungi; Ascomycota; Dothideomycetes; Mycosphaerellales; Mycosphaerellaceae
Exons: 1
Coding region: 1-1770 (589 amino acids)
Source: RefSeq, a predicted model, not a curated record
AUGGAACAAAUCGCGAAGCAGCGCACGAGAGUUCCAUCGCAUCYCAGACAGUUCCACCAUCAUACGGAUUGCAGCAAGUCGAAUGGCCCUCGUACACCACAACAAACGACUUGCAAGCCCCAAACCAGCCCACCCCGAUUCAGGCUGAGCCUACGAUCUGCUCUCAAGGAUAUUAUUUCCAAGGAUUUUCACAGCCUCGCGCUGCACGCCAAACCAGACAAGCCACCCAUGGUAUCCCAGCCACGUCCAGAUCCUGUUCGGAUGAAGGACUCCGACGACUACUUGACCGAAAGAGCCGCAAACCCACGCACUGGCCUCAUCUCACCAUCACUUGUGUCAAGCACUCCGUGUAGAGCAAAUACGCCCGAUACUCCUGGUGAUGCGCUGAAGUUGCUCCGCCACGAGCACGACCAUUCCUCGCCCACUCCCGCACCGAAAAGACUGUUGUACAGCACGGCGAAUGAGGGAAGAGAGAUCAGUAGUGGCAGCGGUCUGGCAUACGGCGAGCAAGAUGAGCAAUACGAGGAGCGAAGGGCAGGCACACCAUGUACGCUGCCUGAGGACCGUUUGGUCGUGCACAUGCCUUCGGCCAAGGAACCGCAGCCUUUUGCGUACCCGGGAUAUUCAUCUGAGCAAAUCGAGGCUUUUGAGCACUACAAACACAAGGCACGGCGCGYUUCUAGUGAGGGCUACGAUCGUCGCUUUUUACAGAACCAUCGCAAUGCGCCUUCGUACAGCGCUACCGACGCGAACCACGAGCAUUGCCCCGAGAAGAAUGAUGUCUAUUCCUCGUGUUCUCGCCAAGUUCGUUACUUCCAACCGUACAACGGCGUGCCCGACCGGCCACAAUCGCAGUUGGUAGUUCGAAAGCGGAACGUUGUCAAGCCCGUGUGCCAAGCAGGCGAAGCCGUUGCAGCUUUUGCAGAUCAAUCUGGGCGUGCUCAGUGGGGCGCUGAAGUACCUGAUAGUACAUCCACGUCAGCCAUGACACACGAUCUGAAGUUCAAUAAGUGUUCAGUUGAGAGCCAUGGAUCGUUCAUGCCCGCACCGAGCGUUUGCGAUCUUACCAAGCCCGCACAACAGCCCCACAUAGCUCCUGAGAAGAUCUCCAAGCAAUCGUGCAUGGCGCCCAGAAGGGGAAGCGCUCAUCAAGACGUUGCCAAGGGCAAUCAUGUCGACAAUCAUAAUGCUUCCAACGCGCGUUCACAAGCGGAUCCAACGGGUUUGGACAUGACCGACCUUCGCACGCUGCCUUGUGUCACAUUGGUACGGCCUGAGUAUGCUGCUUUACCGGGCUUGCGCGGACAGCCGUCAACAUGCGAGAGUGUCAGGAGUUGCUCCCUAGGAUGUCGCCGGGACGUGAGGAGCGGACAAUGCCUGGAGCAGCGAAAGGUUUCGCUCCCAGUAAGUGCGAGCCAUCUGACGACUGCAGAGCUGCCAAGUCCUAACAACGACACUGGACAAGGAUCUGUCGACAAAGCCGAAGAAAUACUUGUGGGCAUCUUGAGCUGGUCGUUGUGCUAUAUUAAAAGCAUACAGGUGCCGCAGAGUGACUUGAUAGAAACUCUUCGUUCUUCAAGUGCCACAGUGCGGGAGAAAGCCGAUGCGUUAAAGGCUGCCUUGUCAUUAGCUGGACACGUACUUGCGGUGGGAACGGCGCUGGCUAUGAUCUGGCAGUUGAGCGCUGCUGUGAUACAGUUGUUACAGAUCGCUCUCUGGCCUUUGGCGGUCCCUUUUCGGAUAUUGAGGUGGCUUCUGGGUGCAGCUUAG